AUGCGGUUCCUUUUGGCAACGGCGCUGGCACUGCUGGUCGCGAUAGACCUCGCAGCAGGCGAAUGUAGUCCUUUUGCGAAGUCUAUCAAUGUGUCUAUGUGCAGCUGGCAAGGACUGCGUGCCAAUAUCGUGCGCGAUAAGAUCUAUCUAGACGGAGGGCAGUUAUGGUAUCAAAAAGGAACCGACGACGGUUGCGUCUCACCCCAGAUAGCUAACAAUCUGGAAGGCACUGUCUACUACCUUAACCUUGGCACACCCUUUGACAGUAGCUCGGAUUUUGUGACUGUUCUUAACAACAUGUCGGCUGCCGGCGAUGCUGGUAGCAAUAUCGCCCCGCCCUACAGUGACGGAACGAUGUUUUCCAACGACAACGAGUUCUACCUAUACGGGGGAAUGCUUCCUAAUACCGCCAAGAACAAGCCUCCGCCUGAGGGUCUGGUACUUUCUUAUGCUGCAUAUCAGUAUGGUCCAUACAAAAGCUCCUGGGAGUCAGGUUGGAAGCAAGAGUACCUCACCAGUGGAGUCACUCGCUACAUUACCAAUGGUGCAGCAGCUUCGGCCCCUAGUGAGAACUUGGGCUUCUAUUUCAGCGGGAUGAGGGCGCCAGAUUGGGGCGAUUUCACUGUGAAUCAGCUGCAGUCUAACACAACAGCGAACACACUUAUCACAGUGGACAUGUCUGAGCUCCAGGACGGAAAGUGGAAAAAUGAGACUCUACCAAGCUAUAUCCCUGGUCGCUCAAAGGCCGAGUUAGUUUGGGUUCCCGUUUCUGAGUCUGGGGUAUUGGUGGCCAUCGGCGGAGUGAUCAAUCCAGCUCAAUUCUUCCGCAACGAAGAUAUAAACUCAACGCGGACGCAAGCAAGCAGAAGGAUCAGCCCGACAUUCAUGGAGACGGUCUCGGUAUUUGAUGUCAAGACUAAGACUUGGUAUCUCCAGAAGACGACGGGUGAUAUACCUCCGCAAUUGACGGAUUUCUGCUCAGUCGUUGCGAGCGCAGAGGAUGGCUCCUCUCACAAUAUUUAUAUUUACGGAGGAUAUGAUGGUAUCAAAUACACCAAUAAUCCGUCGGACGAUGUGUACAUAUUGUCCCUACCUUCCUUCAAAUGGGUCAGGGCGUAUGAGGGGACAAACACACACAGUCGCAGCAGUCAUCGAUGCUUCAAGGUAUACCCUGAUCAAAUGUUAGUAGUUGGAGGGCAACACGUCGACCCGAGUCACUGCCUAGAGGGAGGCCUCGUCGUCAACUUCAACCUCAACACUUUGGAAUUUGAGGAUGGCUAUGAUCCGAAGAAAUGGGGCAAGUACAAGGUACCGAAUAUAGUCACACAAAGUAUCGGUGGGGACUCUAAAGGAGGUGCAACGACGACUGCCCCAUCUUCAUGGACAAACAGCUCUCUGGCUAAAAUCUUUGAUAAGAAAUACGACAAGAAGACCGAGACAUACUGGCCGUAUAACAGCACCAAUAGCACUGACAGCACCGGCAAUGCCUCCACAGCAGAUGAUAAGAAGAGUGACGGAUUCCCUGGCUGGGCAGGUGGAGUAAUCGGUGCGGUUCUCGCCGUGCUCAUCAUUGCGAUUCUUGCUGGACUUUGGUUUUAUCGCCGACGUAAACAGCAACGCAAGGCCGCGGAAGCCAAAUUCACAGAGGAGGAAACCACCGAACGUCCCACGGAAUGGAUGUACGGAAGUGGCCCAGUUUCUCCUGGGCCUGGUCCGGUAUCAGCGUCUUCUGGCAGGGAGACGUUGCAAACCUCUGCGACCCAGCCAUCGACCAUGCAGCCGUCGAUAACCCAGGCUUCGACACUGCCAGAUUCAAUUGUCUCACCGGCUACCCCUGGCACAGUUGAGUCGGGAGGAGAUGCAUUAUAUGAAAUGCAUGAUUCAUCACCCGUUGAGCUUCCCACACCAUUCAACACUUCCUAUUUCACCCAACACAAGUCUCCAAAGACAGCUGAAGAAUUUGAUGCCAAAUCCGAGGACAAUACCGACCCUAGGCAAGGCUCCUUUUCUCCUGUCUCACCGCAGUCCCCUAGUGAGACAGAUUCGGAAUUCUCCUAUCGCACAGGUCGGCACAGACGGAUUUCAUCACUGUCAUUAACAUCGCCAAUGUCUAUUGAUGAUGUGGUGAAAGGUCGAACCUCACAUUUCCAAGAGUCCUUUGAAAAGACGGAGACGAGACACGAGCGGCACGGCUCUGAUGUCUCCCAAGGGAGCGAUACAUCCGAUCUCAAAGGAUGGAGAUCAGGGAGUGAGACGAUUCAUGAGAAUGAGUAG
This is a messenger RNA of Penicillium paradoxum, 2274 nucleotides long. RefSeq lists its product as uncharacterized. Gene Ontology annotation, molecular function: protein binding. Bases 1 to 2274 code for a protein of 757 amino acids. Lineage: Eukaryota; Fungi; Ascomycota; Eurotiomycetes; Eurotiales; Aspergillaceae. The transcript is spliced from 7 exons. The record is from RefSeq and is a predicted model, not a curated record.